Messenger RNA from Astyanax mexicanus (Mexican tetra), 6159 nucleotides. Its product is annotated as protein NLRC5-like. The transcript has 29 exons. The coding region runs from base 427 to 6159 and encodes 1910 amino acids. The record is from RefSeq and is a predicted model, not a curated record. NCBI's taxonomy places the organism in Eukaryota, Metazoa, Chordata, Actinopteri, Characiformes, Acestrorhamphidae. Gene Ontology annotation, molecular function: protein binding.
UGGGAUAACUUGUAUAUUUGGUGACUGACUAAAUCCUUUUUUCCCCACUGUUCAGUAAAUUAAAACCUCUCUCCUCUGUCUGUCAGGGACUCUAGAAAGACCACAGGCUCAUUCGCUCCUAAAAAAAAGCCCCUGAAGCAGAACCAGAGUCGCAGUUGUGUUGCUCAGCAAAGACAGAAUUCAGUAUCUGUCUCUUCAGGAGAAAAACAAACUAAGGAAAGGUUACCCAAAACCCCAGGACCCUCUCCCUCCCUGAAGGUGGCAUUCAACAAAGAGAAGUUGCCUUUGUGUCCCUUUUGCUCCUCUGAUUCUCAAUAUAGCCAGAUUGAAAGUGGUGAAAAGGUUUUAGAGCCGGAUGCCGAUGGUGACCAGCCUCAAAGGAAUCCUAAAGAUUUCUCUGACAUCUUUGCUGAUCUUGAGAGAAAAAUGAUUGUGUUUAUAAAGCACGAGCUGGAAAUGUAUAAGAAACUUCUCCGAAAGGAAAACACAACUUACUACAGAAAAGUCGAGCAAAUAAGGUGGAAUUUGAAACAGACAGUCCUCGUCCUGACACUGUCUUUUCUGAACCUGAUGAAUCGUGAGGACGUCGCCUCUGCUCUGCAAAAUGAGCUGAUUGGAGUUAUACAGUGUCCACUUAAAGAAGGAAUGAAAAAGAAGUAUCAUCAUGUUUGUGAAGGAAUUGCAAAGCAGGGAGAAUCCACCAGUCUGAAUAAGAUCUACACAGAUCUGUACAUCACUGAAGGUGGAGCUGGACAUGUCAACAAGGAACAUGAAGUGAGACGUAUUGAGAAAAAUCAGAUGCAGCAGGAGGUACAGAUUGAAUGCAAGAACAUGUUUGAACUUUUACCUGGACAAGACAGGCCAAUCAGAACUGUGCUGACACAGGGAGUUGCAGGAAUUGGAAAAUCAAUCUGUGUGCAGAAAUUCAUUUUGGACUGGGCUGAAGGUGAAGAACAUCAGGACAUCCAGUUCAUAAUUCCACUUCCUUUCCGGGAACUGAAUUUAAAGAAAGGACAUCACAGUUUGAUGGACAUCAUCAGUUUUUUCCUCCCAGAGACAAAAGGCCUGAUAUUAACAGACAAGUACAAAGUCAUGUUCAUCUUUGAUGGACUGGAUGAAUGUAAACUUCCUUUGUCGUUUCACAAAAAUGAUAGUCUGAAAAAUGUCUGUGAAGCAGCUUCACUGGAUGUUGUAAUUACAAACCUCAUCAAGGGAAAUCUGUUUCCCUCAGCUCUGAUCUGGAUAACCACUAGACCAGCAGCAGCCAGUAUGAUCCCUGCAGAGUGUGUUGACCGGGUGUCAGAGGUCCGCGGCUUCAAUGAUCAGCAGAAGGAAGAGUACUUCGGAAAGAGAAUCAGUGAUCAGAACCUGGCUAACAAAAUAAUUGGCCAUAUCAGAGAAUCCAGGAGCCUCCACAUUAUGUGUCACAUCCCAGUCUUCUGUUGGAUCUCUGCCACUGUGCUUCAGAACAUUCUGGAAGAAACAAAAAAAGAGGAAACACCAAAGACACUGACAGAAAUGUACACAUGCUUUCUGAUCUUUCAGACUGUGCAGGGGAACAAGAAGUACUCUGGAAAGAAUGCCUUGGACACCUCAUGGGAUGAAGGGGCAAUUUUGGCACUGAGUAAAUUGGCUUUUCAGCAGUUGGAAGAAAACAGCCUAAUCUUUUAUGCAGAUGAUCUAAAAUCGUGCGGAAUUGAACUCAGUAAGAUAUCAAUGUACUCAGGACUGUGCACUCAGGAGACUGUCAGAUUUCUUGGUACAGUUUUCAGCUUUGUUCAUCUGAGCAUUCAGGAGUUCCUCGCUGCACUGUUUGCAUACAUUUGUGUCAGAAAUUACAACAGGAACGUUUUUGAACCACAGUCCACAUCACAGGAGAGCAAAACAACAGAGGCAUUUGACUUGCUCAAGACUGCAGUAGACAAGGCAUUAAAGAGUGACCAUGGCAACCUGGACCUCUUCCUUCGCUUCCUUCUGGGUCUCUCACUGGAGUCUAAUGAGAAGCUCCUCCGAGGUCUGUUGACUCAGACAGGAAGUAGUUCUGACUGCAGGAAGGAAAUAGUCGAGUACAUCAAGUUAAAGUUUAAGGAAAAUCCCUCUCCAGAGAGAUCCAUCAAUCUGUUCUACUGUCUGAACGAGUUAAACGAUGAUUCUCUGGUGAAAGAGAUUCAGAGUUACAUGAGUUCAGGAAGUCUCUCUGAAGCUGAACUCUCACCUGCUCAGUGGUCAGCUCUGGUCUUUGUGCUGCUGACAUCUAAAGAGAAGCUGGAUGAGUUUGAUCUGAAGAAGUUCAUCAGAUCAGAUGAGUGUCUAAACAGAUUGCUGCCCGUGGUUCAGGAAGCCACAAGUGCUCUGCUCAGUGACUGUAACCUGACAGAGAAAAGCUGUUCAGUUCUGCUCAAAGUUCUCAACUCAGAGUCCUCUACACUGACUCUACUGGAUCUGAGCUACAAUCCUAUAAAAGACUUUGGAGUAGAGCUUCUCUCUGAAGGACUGAAGAGUUCAAACUGUAAACUGGAGACACUGAAUCUUUCAUCCUGCAGUAUAACAGAGAAUGGAUAUAUUUCUCUGGCCUCAGCUCUCAAUCCCUCAUCUCCACUGAAAGAGCUGGAUCUCAGAGGGAAUGAUCCUGGAGAUACAGGAGUGAAAAUCAUGACAGACUUCUUACAGGGUACAACUUAUAAACUUAAACUGAGACUAUUAAGUGAUGCUGCAGAAGGAGCCUAUGCUACCCUUACUGAAAAACUAGGAACAAAUCCUUUACUGCUGAGAGAAAUGGAUCUGAAAGGGAAAAUACAAGGAGAUUCAGGACUGAAGCAGCUUUCUGAUCUACUGAAGGAUUCACACUGCAGAACUAAGAUACUUAGGCUAAGUAACAGCAACAUUACAGAGGAAGGCUCUUCUGCUCUUUCGUCAGCUAUUUGUUCAAAUCCCUCACACCUGACUGAGCUGGAUCUGAGUGAGAAUGAACUAGGAAACUCUGGAGUGAAGCAGAUCUGUGGCAUAUUGGAAAAUCCUGAUUGUGGACUACAGAAACUGGAUCUUUCAUUCUGCAAUAUAACAGAACAAGGAUACACUGAUCUGGAAUCUGCUGUGAAAUCAAACAGCUCAUUGAUAGAGCUGGUCCUCAGAGGAAAUGAUCCUGGAGAGACAGGAGUGAAGAUGUUGAAUGACAUACUUGAGAAUUCACAACAUAAUCUGAGCAAACUGAGGUUGUUGAAAAGCUCUGCUGUAGAGGACGUCUGUGCUUCUCUGACUGAAGCACUAGGAACAAACCCUCUACUGUUGACAGAGCUGGAUCUGAGUGGAAAAAUAACAGGAGACUCGUCAGUAAAGCAGCUCUCUGAUCUACUGCAAGAUUUACACUGCAGAACCACAAAACUUAAGCUGAGUAACAGUGAUGUUACAGAGAAUGGCUGUGCUGCUCUAUCAGCAGCUCUUUGUUCUAAUCCAUCACAUCUAAUAGAGCUUGAUCUGAGUGAGAAUGUUGUUGGAAACUCUGGAGUGAAGCAUCUUUGUGAUCUACUGAACAAUCAGUACCGCAAAUUGCAGAGGCUGAAACUUUCGUUCUGCAGUGUAACAGAAGAAGGAUAUGCAUUUCUGGCUUCAGCUCUGAAAAACCCUGCAUUACCCCUGAUAGAGCUGGAUCUCAGAGGAAAUGACCCAGGAGACACAGGAGUAAAGAAGCUCACUGAUUCAUCUUGUUACAUAAGAUCAAUAAGGCUGCUGAACAGCUCUGAUGCAGAGGAAAUCUGUACUUCUCUGACUAAAGAUCUGGGAGAAAACCCAUUACUGCUGAGAGAACUGGAUCUGAGUGGAAAAAUACAAGGAGAUUCAGGCAUGAAGAAGCUUUCUGCUCUACUGGAGGAUUUACACUGCAGAAUCAACAAACUUAAGCUGAAUAACAACAGCAUUGCAGAGAAAGGCUUUGCUGCUCUAUCAUCAGCUCUUUACUCCAAUCCUUCACACCUGAUAGAUCUGGAUCUGAGUGAGAAUAAACUAGGAAACUCUGGAGUGAAGCAGCUGUGUUCCUUCCUGAAUAAAACAGACUGUAAACUGCAGCAGUUGAAACUCUCAUUCUGCAGUAUAACAGAAGAAGGAUAUGCUGCUUUGGCUUCAGCUAUAAAAUCAAACCCCUCCUCUCUCCUAAAUGAGAUGGACCUCAGAGGAAAUGACCCUGGAGAAACAGGAGUGGAGCUGCUUACCGAAGUACAAAACGAUGCAGCCAGUAAACUCAAGAAAAUAAGGCUUUUAAAAAACUCUGCUGCAGAGGAGGCAUUUACUUUUCUGACUGAAGUUCUGGGAACAAACCCUUUACUGCUGAGAGAGUUGGAUCUCGGUGAGAAAAUACAAGGAGACUCAGCAGUGAAGCAGCUCUCUGCUCUACUAGAGGAUUCACACUGCAGACCCAAGAAACUUAAGCUGAAAAAUAGCAACAUUUCAGAGAAAGGCUGUGCUGCUCUAUCAGCAGCUCUUUGUUCAAAUCCUUCACACCUGAUAGAGCUGGAUCUGAGUGAGAAUAAACUGUUGACUGCAGGAGUGAAGCAGUUCAGUGCUGUUUUAAAGAAUUUUGAAUGUCAACUCCAGAAACUCACUCUUUCAGACUGUGGUGUAACGGGCAAAGGAUAUGUUGCUCUGGCUUCAGCUCUGAAAUCAAACCCUUCAUCACAUCUUGUAGAGUUAAAUCUCAGAGGGAACGAUCCAGGAGACACAGGGGUAAAGGAACUUCAUAAGUUGCUGGUGGAUCCACAGCAUAAACUGAGCACACUAAGGCUUCUGAAAAGCUCUGCUGUAGAGGAUUUCUGUGCUUCUCUGACUAAAGCUCUAGGAACAAACCCUUUACUGCUGACAGAGCUGGAUCUGAGUGAGAAAAUAAAAGGAGUCUCAGCAGUAAAGCAGCUCUCUGAUCUACUGAAAGAUUUACACUGCAGAACUACAAAACUCAAACUGAGUAACAGUGAUAUUACAGAGGAAGGCUGUGCUGCUCUAUCAGCAGCUCUUUGUUCUAAUCCAUCACAUCUAAUAGAGCUGGAUCUGAGUGAGAAUGUUGUAGGAAACUCUGGAGUGAAGCAUCUUUGUGAUCUACUGAACAAUCAGUACUGCAAACUGCAGAGGCUGAAACUUUCAUUCUGCAGUGUAACAGAAGAAGGAUAUGAAUUUCUGGCCUCAGCUCUGAAAAACCCUGCAUUACCUCUGAUAGAGCUGGAUCUCAGAGGAAAUGACCCAGGAGAGACAGGAGUGAAGAAGCUCACUGAUUCAUCUUGUUCCAUAAGAACAAUAAGGCUGCUGAACAGCUCUGAUGCAGAGGAAAUCUGUACAUCUCUGACUAAAGAUCUGGGAGAAAACCCAUUACUGCUGAGAGAACUGAAUCUGAGUGAAAAAAUACAAGGAGAUUCAGGCAUGAAGCAGCUUUCUGCUCUGCUGAAGGAUUUACACUGCAGAAUCAAGAAACUUAAGCUGAAUAACAACAACAUUGCAGAGGAAGGCUGUGCUGCUCUAUCAUCAGCUCUUUACUCCAAUCCUUCACACCUGAUAGAUCUGGAUCUGAGUGAGAAUAAACUAGAAAACUCUGGAGUGAAGCAGCUGUGUUCCUUCCUGAAUACAACAGACUGUAAACUGCAGCAGUUGAAACUCUCAUUCUGCAGUAUAACAGAAGAAGGAUAUGCUGCUCUGGCUUCAGCUCUGAAAUCAAACCCCUCCUCACUCCUGAUUGAGAUGGACCUCAGAGGAAAUGACCCUGGAGAAACAGGAGUGGAGCUGCUUACCGAAGUACAAAACGAUGCAGCCAGUAAACUCAAGAAAAUAAGGCUUUUAAAAAGCUCUGCUGCAGAGAAAGCAUUUGCUUCUCUGACUAAAGCUCUAGGAAAAAACCCUUUACUGCUGACAGAACUGGAUCUGAGUGAGAAAAUACGAGGAGAUUCAGCAGUGAAGCAGCUCUCUGAUCUACUAGAGGAUUCUCACUGCAGAACAAAGAAACUUAAGCUGAAAAAUAGCAACAUUUCAGAGAAAGGCUGUGCUGCUCUAUCAGCAGCUCUUUGUUCUAAUCCUUCACACCUGAUAGAUCUGGAUCUGAGUGAGAAUAAACUGCUGAGUGCAGGAGUGAAGCAGUUCAGUGCUAUGUUGAAGAAUCAUCUAUGUCAACUUCAGAAACUCAAGUGA